Messenger RNA from Gossypium raimondii (Peruvian cotton), 888 nucleotides. RefSeq lists its product as uncharacterized. NCBI's taxonomy places the organism in Eukaryota, Viridiplantae, Streptophyta, Magnoliopsida, Malvales, Malvaceae. Bases 356 to 682 code for a protein of 108 amino acids. The record is from RefSeq and is a predicted model, not a curated record. The transcript has 2 exons.
CUCUCUCUCUCUCUUUCUCUCUCACAUUUUCUUUUGGACAUUCUUCUCUGAACCCCCUCAUUAAAUUUCCAAACAAAGCUCUGUGUUGUUGCUCCUCUCUUUUCCCCACUAAGGGGAGGUUCCAUCAAUUUCUUUUUUUGGGACCCAAUUGAUCAAACAAUGAAGACAUAAGGGAAACCACCCCAUAUCUCAUCUUCUUUUUCAUUACCUCUUCUUACCCAUACAUCUGCAUGUUCUGAAGGAGCUCCUCUUUAAUCCACCCAGAUCCCCGCAUUUAAUUCCCUUACUACAAAUAUACCAUCACACCAUAACCUAUUACUACAUCAUCUCCCUUGUAAGAAUUUCCCCUUCAAACAUGUCCCUCACAUCUUGUUUCCUUGUUUUCCUUCUAUGUCUUUCCCUGCAUGCAUGUACUGCUCGUCGCCUUGGUGCAGUUCAUAUCCAGAACAAUAUGCCUCAAAAUAAACUUCACACCUCAACCAAGGUUGAAGUUGAUGGGGUGAAGUUUAAGACAGGUGAGAAGGAGAAAGACAGAACUGGACCAGGUGCAAUUCAGACAAAUAACAAGCAUGGUGUUUCAGUGUCUUGGAAGGUGCCUCAUAGGAAACAUGGGGAGAAACUAUCUGGUUUUAUUAACCUGGAUUACUCACCACCAAAGACACAUCCUCCUUCACACAACUGAGAUUAUCAAACAAUGGGAUCCCUUUUUUUUGGUCCGAUGAAGCAACAAUGCAAAGAUAUAGAGAUUCGAAAUCAUGUUAGGGUUGAAAUAAUGUUCAACAUUUCACCAUAGCUGCAUAUAUAGCCAUUACAAAUGAGUUUACAAGCCCCUUUUUUCCCUCCCUUCUAAGAUUUAAUGUACAUUGAUCAAGGAUCAUAUAUAUAUUU